Phlebotomus argentipes is the source of this 4697-nucleotide messenger RNA. RefSeq names its product ankyrin repeat and BTB/POZ domain-containing protein 2. Gene Ontology annotation, cellular component: nucleosome. Gene Ontology annotation, molecular function: protein heterodimerization activity; structural constituent of chromatin; DNA binding. NCBI's taxonomy places the organism in Eukaryota, Metazoa, Arthropoda, Insecta, Diptera, Psychodidae. Bases 1 to 4692 code for a protein of 1563 amino acids. The transcript is spliced from 8 exons. The record is from RefSeq and is a predicted model, not a curated record.
AUGCAUUGCUCCAAGGAUUGCGUGUGCACGCUGUGUCGUGAGUUGAGUGACUUCAAGCAGAUCAAAGUGAAGAUGGACAAAAAGGUGGCUCAUGAUGAGAAUUUCAUACUGAGGCGACGCCUCUCGACGGACGUGCUGAAUGAGAUGGGACAGAAUUUCGCCAGGAAGCGCUCGUCCUUCUUCAGGCAAUUGCCACAGAAGAGCUCUCAGGGACGCAUGACGAAGGCCAGCAGCUAUAAUGAGCUUCCGGGGCAGUUUGAUGGUCGUUCAAACUACCAGAGGAGCUCCUUUUUAGCGCCACUGCGCGACGAGGAUCAGCGUAUCGUGAGGAGCACUACGAAUCUGGCAGAGAAUGGCGAGAGAAACUCGGCGGCGGGUCACAAGGUUGUGAUCUACUUCGGGGACUCGCUGAACAAGCGCCGCAGUGAGAAGAAGACCUCUAUUCCGGACAUUCACCAUGCCAGUCGCCUCCUGGAAGAGACAGCACCGCCCGCGCCGGAGAAGAAACAAGCGCCGGACAAUGGCGAUGUGAUGCGGCAGCUGAAGAGUGUGCUGGAGGAGAAGAAUCGCGAGAAGGAGUCAGCAGUGGUGAGAAAAGUGCCUGAGAAGCCUCAGAAAAGUGAUAAAAUGGAUAAGAUCAACGACAAGACGUUCGAGAAGUGCGCCGUGGCGCCCAAGAGUCAGCCUGGUGAGCUGCCACACUUUGUGGAGAGUGUCAUCAAUGGGGUGAUCAACAUCAAGAUUGAGGAGAACUUCGUGGAAGCCUCGCGACUGGUGAAGAGCAUCGCCGACAGCAAUUCGUCCGGCAGCGAUGUGCAAUCGCUGAAUGAUGACUCCUUCGACUGGAGUUUCGUCCAAGAGUGGAGAACACGACCCUCAGGAAGUGCCGCUUCGAGCGUGCCUGUGUCCUAUCCUGCACACAGCGUCCCCAUCCAGAGUCCUGCCAUCGUGUCGCCGGCCCUGCGCGUGCCCAAGGAGAUCGCCUCGCGUCCCACGGGCGCCGAGCCGUACAGGAAGACCGCCGCCUCGCCCGCCAACGACCUCAGUAUCCCCGCCGCCAAUGAAUUCGGCUCCGCGAAGCGCGAGGACGGCGUUGGUGGGAAUUCAUACAACGAGUCGACGUUGGCCAUCUCAGCGGUGCGACAGGGACAAGUGGCUGCGGCCAGCAAGGCGAUCGCCGCGAUGGUGCCGGAGAGGGACACGGGGCCGGGAAAGGUGGCGAAGCCGGUGCCGCAUCGCUCCUUGGCCGGCCCCACCAAGCUCACCGUCCAGAGCACGCCGGUGAAGUACCAUCCGCCGAUGCUGAGCGCCGCCUUGGACAGCAAAGGGCCACUCAGUCGACCCGCCAAGGCCGCGGCGCCGACGCAGCAGACCAACCAGUGGCAGGGCGGCCAGGCGCAGCAGCAGCCGGCGAAGAACAGCAUCUCGCUACGCACGCAUCACGCGCACGACCUGAGAGGGCUGCAGAGAGUCGCCGAGUGUCACUCGUCGUCGGACGAGAACCGCUCCUCAGGCCACGCCAGCAUGUCAGACACAGGACACGGCAGCAGCUCUCCCGGCGGCAACUGCAGCGCGCCGCUGGGACCGCUUCCGGAAGACAGACUGGCGGCCGGCGUCACGAGCAGGAGCACGAGAUCCAGAGCAAGUACAAGUCACUCGCGAUCCAGACAUCGAGCGACACCGGCCAAGGUGCCGUGGGGCGGCAGCGGCCUGGAGGACAUCAAGCAGGCCAUCCAGCAGUUGACAAUGCGCUCGCAGACCAGCACUUCCACGUACAGCAGCCUGAGCGCCGGCUCCGAGAGUUCUGAGCCGGCACGCCGCCUGGGGCGCUACUCCUCGCUGGAGACGGUGAACACGAACGUUACCAGUGCCGACGAGUUCGUGUGGGUGGAUUCGCACAAUCGCCUGGUGGAGCUGCAGUACCCGCCCUGGAGCCAGCACUGCAUCCUGCGCGUCAUCCGCGCCGGCAGGUGUCGCGAGAGCGCGGACCGGAUCAGCAUCGAGGCGGUGCCGCGGUUGGGGUACUUGCUGCAGCGCGCCCUGGUGCGCGUGGCCAGAGAGAUCCAGCGCCUCUCGUGCGCCCUGGGCCUGUGCUCGAAGCACGAAGUGGCGGGAGCGUUCAAGAUCGUGCUGUGUCCAGCUCUGGCGGAUUCUUGCAUCAAGGCGUGCCUCCGGGCGGCCACGAUGUUCGCUGUGCCGGGCGAUGGAGCGCUGAAGCAAAGCAAAUCAUCGCGUGCCGGACUGCAACUGCCCGUGGGCAGAUUCCAUCGCUGGAUGGCGGAUGCGCGCCUCGGACGCUUCGUGCACGAGUAUGCGGCGGUGUAUCUCACGGCGGGCAUGGAGAAUCUACUGGAGGAAAUCCUGAUACAGAGCCUGCCCGCGGACGCGGCCAUUCCCCUCACGGCCACUGGCCUGGAGCACGCCAUCGCCGGCUCUGGUGACCUCUGGGGUCUGCUGCAGCCCUAUUCACACCUCAAUGCCGGCAGAAUUGCCUCCGGGGCGCUCACAAUGCCUCGCUGGGCUAGUCAAUCCUCCAUCGGAUCUGGAUCUGUCAACAGCUCGCAGCAGAAUCAGGCGCUGGAGCCCUGUCUGCUGACCACGUGCGUCGGGAGCCUGCAAGAGUUGAGGGAUCUUGUGCUGAGGGCGCAACAGAAGUUGCACCACGUCAGCCUUUCUCAUGGGGCGCUCAAGGCGCUCUUCUACUUCAUGCGCUGCUCUCAGCUGGAGCACGGCGACUCCGCCACGGCCGGCGGCUCCUCGGGCGGUACCAACGGCAUCCAGGAGUUGUGCUACGAGAGGGCUUAUGUAGUGCUUCCGCCUCUGGUCGAGUGGCUGCGAGUGACUUCGAGUCACGCAGAAUAUCGUCAUGCUCUGCUCAUCGACAAGGAUGACAUCAUGCAGGCGGCCAGGCUGCUCCUGCCGGGCGUGGAUUGUCCACCCAGGCCGAUUCUCGGGGAGGAGGAAUUGCCCACAAAGCGCCUAGUGGCGGGCGGCCCGAAUCCCCCACAAGAGGAUCCGAAUGAGUGCGGCAGGAGAGCAACUCUCGCUCUGGCCUUCCGCCUCAUCAUGACCGGACGGCCUGAGCUGUUCCUCCAGGCCAGUUCCCUGCUACCGUCCUCCAGUCGCUACGACACACUGAAUCACCAGGGAAUGACGCCGCUUAUGAUUGCGGCGAUGAGGAAUGACGAGGCGACACUGCAAGCCAUUCUGGACACCGGAUCUGAUCCGAACAUCGAAGUUCCUGGCCACUGUCCGGCCAUUCAUCCGGAGACACAGCACUGGACAGCCGUGACCUUUGCAGCAUGCAGAGGUAACUUCCAGGCGGUGAGGAUUCUGCUCGAGCGCGGCGCUCAUGUCGAGGGCGGCGCGCGACUGAGUGAGGACAAGUGCACGCUGACGCCCCUUCAGGUGGCCAGCGGAGCGGGUUGUCUGGACAUCGUGGCGCUCUUGCUGGCCCACGGAGCGCACACGUUCCUGUCCACGCAGCAGAAGGACUCCCUGUGCUUCUCGGGCAGCGCCCAGAGAGGCUGCUACAGUGCAAUCUCCGUCGCCGCGGCGCACGGCCAGAGAGUGACGCUGCGGAAGCUGCUGUCGCACCCUCUGGCGCCCGGGAAUCGCGAGGUUCUGUCGCUUGAGGAGAUGCUGGCCGAAGGAGAUUCAACAUCUCGCACGGCUGUUGAGAGGAAUCACAGCUCAGACGCCGCGCCGGCGCUGAGCAAGACGCAGAUCAAGAGUCUGCAGGAGGCGAUGUACCACAGCGCGGAGAACAAUCACUUGGAUAUAACGGUGGAGCUGAGGACUCUGGGCGUUCCCUGGACGCUGCACUGCUGGAUGCACGCUCUGGCGGCGGCACAUGAGUUGAGACUGGACGCAGUGAUCGAUCAGCUGCUCCAGGACUUCCUGCAAGUUUGUCCAGAUGACUACAGUUCGCAGUUCGUCACCGAAUGUCUGCCGCUUCUGUUCAACAUCUUCCGCUACAGCAAAAAGGAGGGCACGACACUGUUGCUGGCCGACAUCUUCGCCACGUGUUUCGGCUGGGAGUCCAUCAAGUCCAUCAAGGAGCCCGUGAUGCAGCCCGGCAACGGCAGUCGCAUCGACCCGAAGUUCGUCAACAAUCCUGAGCUCAGCGAUGUGACUUUCAGGGUGGAGGGGAAAAUCUUCUACGGCCAUAAGAUCGUGCUGGUGACGGCGUCGCCCAGGUUCCAGAACAUGCUCAGUUCGAAGCUAGUGGAGGGAAACACGCCGACGGUGCAGAUCAACGACAUUCGCUAUCACAUCUUCGAGCUGGUGAUGCUGUUCCUCUACUCAGGCGGCUGCAACACUCUCGACGUCGUACCUGACGACAUCCUGGAGCUCAUGGCGGCCGCCAGCUUCUUCCAGUUGGACGGAUUGCUGCGCUACACCGAGGCCAGGUGCUCAGGCAUGAUCGACAUCGACAACGUGGUGGCGAUGUACAUCCACGCCAAGGUGUACAACGCGCACAAACUGAUGGAAUACUGCCAGGGCUUCCUGCUGCAGAACAUGGUGGCUCUGCUGACGUACGAUGACUCCGUGAAGCGCCUGCUGUUCGCCAAGAAGAUCCCCAAUCACGACGUCCUCAGCGGGCUGCUGGCCACGCUCCAGGCGCGUAUCAAGAGCCGCCAAUCGCUGCAGAAUCCACCAAAUAUGCACGCCGCGCCGCCGCGCGCCUGACGCCG